AUGGCUGCAGUGACCAUGCAUGCGACUGGAGUUGAAGAUGCAGGGAAGACUGAGCAAGAUAAACAAAAUCAAAAUCCUGCACUUCAGAAGAACAGAGUUGGACCUGUUCAGUACUACAUUGAAGAGACAGUUAUUGAGGAGGGUGGUGAACCACAUGAGGUGGUCACUGAGAUCACCAAGACCGUUAGCACUGACUUCACAGGUCCUAAAACUACCACCUACACUGUUGAGCAUGAAAAGCCUUCUGUUGAGGAUGCAGCACCUCCAGUCAGAAAGAGGACAAUACGGACAAAAGUGGACCCAUCUAAGUUUUUGACACCUUACCUGCAACACAGCAAUAAAAUGAAGGACCUAUUCAGUGAGGUUAAAUACCGCAUGGCUGGUGAAGUUGCUAGAACUAUUUGCCACGUUGAUGAAAAGGCCAAGGACAUAGAACAUGCAAAGAAAGUGUCGCAGCAAGUGAGCAAGGUGUUAUAUAAACAGAACUGGGAGGAGAAUAAGGACAAGUACCUGCUUCCCCCUGAUGCUCCAGAGCUUGUGAAUGCAAUAAAAAACACAGCAAUGUUCAGUAAGAAACUCUAUACCGAAGACUGGGAAGGAGACAAAACAUUAUUCUAUCCAUACAAUGACAGUCCAGAGCUCAGGAGGGUGGCACAAGCUCAGAAGGCUCUGAGCGAUAUUGUCUACAAAAAAGGGCACGAUGAACGAAAAUCUAAAUAUACUUCUCUGCCAGAUCCACCUGACGUGGAACAGGCCAAGAAAGUGACAAGGCAGCUGAGUGACAUUAUUUACCAUGAAGACUAUAAAAACAAGAUCAAAGGGAAGUGGAGUCAAACUCCAUGCUAUGAUGUUGCCAUUGCAAAAAUGAAUUCAGAAAAUAUAAGUAUGAGAAAAUACCAGGAAGACUUUGAAAGCAUGAAAGACCAGAUCUACUUUAUGCAGACUGAAACUCCAGAAUAUGAGGCUAAUAAGCGAGUUUCAAAUAAUGUCAGUAAGAUAAAAUACAGAGCGGACUAUGAAAAGAACAAAGCUGUUGCGGAUUAUAAUGUGCUUCCUGCUACAGAGAACCCAUUGCUGAGGCAAUUAAAAGCCGCAGGCAAUGUGCUGAGUGAUAAAUUAUACAAAGAAGCCUAUGAACAAUCAAAAGGAAACAGCAUGAAUUACUGUGACACACCGAAGUUCCAGACGGAUACUGUUCUGAAGAACUUCAGUGAUGUAAAAUAUAAAGAUGCAUAUCAAAAGAAUAUUUUAGGACACUAUUUGGGCAGCUUUGAGGACCCACAUCAAACACACUGCAUGAAGGUUGAAGCUAUGAAGAGUGAUAAAAAUUACAAAGCAGAUUAUGAGGAGGAAAAGACAAAAUGCUACUUCCCUCAGACCAUAACUCAAGAGUAUGAAGCUAUUAAGAAGUUAGAGCAGUGUAAAGAUCACACCUACAAAAAGCAUCCCGAUCAAACCAAAUUUACUCAAGUGACCGAUUCCCCAGUACAGAAGCAAGCGGAGAUCAAUAGCAAACAGCUGAGUGAUAUAAAGUAUAAAGCCAAAGGUGAAGAAAUUCUUCACAAGUACCACCUCCCUCCAGAUGUGCCCCAGUUUAUACAGGCUAAAGUCAAUGCCUACAAUCUUAGUGAUAACUACUACAAAACAGGAUUGGAAGAGUUAAAAUCAAGGGGAUAUGAUCUAAAAAGUGAUGCUAUUCCUAUCCGAGUUGCCAAGGCUGCCAGGCAGGCUGUCAGUGAUGUUAACUAUAAAAAAGGCUAUGAACUCUCCAAGGGUAAACUCGUUGGCUUCAAGAGCCUCCAGGAUGAUCCCAAACUCGUUCAUUACAUGAAGGUAGCCAAGCUGCAGUCUGAGCGAGAGUACAAAAAAGAUUAUGAGAAAACAAAGACUGUGUACAGCAUUCCAAUGGACAUGGUCCAUGUUGUCGGUGCCAAGAAGGCGCAAGAGAUUGCCAGCAAUGCCAAUUACAAGAACCUCCUGCACCACUAUACUUACUUACCAGAUGCAAUGAAUGUGGAGCUGACCAAGAAUAUGAUGGAGAUUCAGAGUGAUAAUGCAUACAAAGCAGAUUAUAACAACUGGAUGAAAGGCAUUGGUUGGAUCCCCAUUGGCUCUAUAGAAGUAGAAAAAGCUAAAAAAGCUGGAGAUGCCUUGAAUGAAAAGAAAUAUCGUCAGCAUCCAGACACCAUUAAAUUUACAAGCGUGGUGGACUCUCCAGUAAUGGUCCAAGCCAAACAGAAUUCAGUUCAACUCAAUGAUAAACUGUACAGAUCUUCGGGAGAGAAAGUUAAACACAAAUAUACUCUUACCCCUGAUGUCCCGCAGUUUAUCCAAGCUAGAUACAAUGCAGCUAACAUCAGUGACGCAUAUUAUAAACAAGACUACCAUGAUCUAAUAGCUAAAGGGAACAAUGUGUCACUUGAUGCUAUUCCAAUUACUCUAGCCAAGGCUUCAAGGAACAUUGCUAGUGAUUAUAAAUAUAAAGAAGCGUAUGAAAAGGCUAAAGGGAAACAGGUUGGUUUCAGAAGCCUGCAAGAUGAUCCUAAGCUUGUCCACUACAUGAACGUAGCAAAGAUUCAGUCUGAGCGUGAGUACAAGAAAGACUACGAGAAGACCAAGACUAACUACCAUACACCUCCUGACAUGUACAGUAUCCAGGCUGCUAAACAGUCUCAGGACAUAGCUUCUAAUGCCCACUACAAAAACCUGAUCCAUCACUACACUUACCUGCCAGAUGCCAUGGAUGUCGAGCUUGCAAAGAACAUGAUGCAAAUUCAGAGCGAUAAUGCAUACAAGCAAGACUAUAACAGCUGGUUCAAGGGUAUUGGGUGGAGCCCGCUCGGUUCUCUGGAUGUUGAAAAAGCUAAAAAGGCUGGAGAUGCAUUAAACGAAAAGAAAUACCGUCAGCACCCAGACACCAUCAAAUUUACGAGUAUACCAGACUCAAUACCAAUGGUUUUAGCUCAGCACAACACCAAGCAGCUGAGUGAUGUAACAUAUAAGCAAGAAGGUGAAAAAGUAAAACACAAAUACACUCUGGAUCCUGAUGUUCCUCAAUUUAUCCAAGCCAGGGUCAACGCCUUCAAUUUGAGUGAUGUGAGCAUAUAA
Eurypyga helias (sunbittern) is the source of this 3108-nucleotide messenger RNA. RefSeq names its product nebulin-like. Gene Ontology annotation, molecular function: actin filament binding. The coding region runs from base 1 to 3108 and encodes 1035 amino acids. Lineage: Eukaryota; Metazoa; Chordata; Aves; Eurypygiformes; Eurypygidae. The transcript has 23 exons. The record is from RefSeq and is a predicted model, not a curated record. Gene Ontology annotation, biological process: cardiac muscle thin filament assembly. Gene Ontology annotation, cellular component: Z disc.